Molecule: messenger RNA, 2493 nt
Organism: Hyaloscypha bicolor E
Lineage: Eukaryota; Fungi; Ascomycota; Leotiomycetes; Helotiales; Hyaloscyphaceae
Exons: 7
Coding region: 1-2493 (830 amino acids)
Biological process (GO): DNA-templated transcription; regulation of DNA-templated transcription
Cellular component (GO): nucleus
Molecular function (GO): DNA binding; zinc ion binding; DNA-binding transcription factor activity, RNA polymerase II-specific
Source: RefSeq, a predicted model, not a curated record
AUGUCCGGCCGACCCCAGGUUGGGAUCGAACGACUACCCGCACGUCGCAUGAGCAACGAGCCGCGAGAAUCAAUGAAUUGCAAGUCGUGUCGGAAGCGGAAGAUCAAGUGCAACCGGUUGCGGCCGACUUGCGAGGCUUGCCAGGUCUUCCAAUGUCCUUGCAUCUAUGAUGCUGUCCCCAAGAAGCGAGGCCCGAAGACUGAUGUGUUGGAAGCGCUGUUGAAGAGGGUAGAUGGGUUGGAGAAGCGCUUGAAGGACGAGAAGAAGUCGACUUCGCCCAAUACUAAUAACGAGGGCGGCGGGUCUGGCGCCGACAAAGAAAGUUCAGAUGGCGAGACCAAGUCGCGGCGGCCCACGCUCGACACCCAGACAGUGGCAUCCGAAACAGCGGUGUAUUCGCCGAGUCCGCUAAGAAAGCUCAUCAGUAUUAGCGAACCUUCACCUGGAGUGCAACCAGAUGUCCUUCUCGACACAUAUUUCAGUCGAUGUCAUGGCAAGGCGUAUCAUAUUCUGGACGAAACCAGUACUCGACAACGAAUUCAGCUAAAUCAAAUACCGUCAUACCUUCUCUGCGCGAUCUAUGCUGUCAGUGCAAGGUACACGGCCCAUCCGAAUGGAUACCAUGCGGCUGUAAGACUCAGCGAGGACUACGCUAUGCGUGCGAGGGCGGAGUUGGAUAUCGACGAUCCUUCGAUAGACUGUUUGCAGGCACUUCUACUUCUUGGGGUCGCAUUCACUGCCACGGGGAAAGGAAAGAAGGGAUACAUGAUGCUGGGGAGCGGUAUUGCAAUGGCAAUGGCGCUCGAGUUACAUCGAGAAUUCGACCACAAGACUCGAUUAACAGCAGUCGAGAGGGAGAUGCGAAGACGACUAUUUUGGACGUGCUAUCUAAUGGAUAGAUUUACCGCGUGUGGAUCAAAACGACCUUCACUGAUCGCCGACAAGUGUAUCUUAUUACGGCUCCCAGCAUGGACACCGAACCCUGCUGCACUACCAGUCGAAGGAGAGUUCUUCCAAAACGGAUCGAAUCUACAGUACCACGCCGGCUCUGGUAAAAAGAGCCAAGGAAGCAGUGGGAUGUUAAUAGACAUCGUUCGAAUACUCGGGAUCACGAAUCGAUAUCUCGCAGCGGGGGGUGUGAAAGGAGAUAGUCACUUCCCUUGGCAUUCAUUAUCGAAUCUCUCCAAAAUAAGACAAGAUCUGGAUAUUUGGGCGUCUGGGACACAGGACGUCUUUUCCUCCGUGGAUACAUUAUUCGGUCAAUCCGACAGCACGACACUUGUUCUCAGCAAACUUAUCUACCACCUCAUACAUUGUCUAAUAUAUCGACCCUUCCUCCCUAUCGAUUUGGCGGAGCUUGCGGGGACCGGCCAGCAUCAAUCAUGGCAGAUUGAAGCUACGAAUCUGUGUUUCCUCCAUGCAAACGCCAUUGCCGAGUUAGUAGAGUUAGGUAAACAAUCAGCGUCAAUCGAAUGGCCCGCCUUCGUUGGAUACUGCAUCUGCACAGCAGGCACUGUCCACGUCCACGGCACCCACUACAAGGGAACCCACGACUCCGAAGUCUUCUCACAAUCCUCUUCCUUCUUGUCUCGCGAAAUGCAACAACUAUCCGAGCUCCGGUACGCCUGGUCGUCGGUCCAACACCAGCGCGAAACCCUGCAAACGAUCUACGGCUGCCAUUCAGAGCUUGUGAAGUCGCUUGCCAGUAGUCCCAUGCGCUACUCACCUGUUUUCCACCUCGAGGAUUUCUUCGAUCGUUAUUCGGACCUAGGGCAAUUCUUCGAUGGCGCGCAUAUAAGCUUUGCGGAUAUACUGGUUGAUCCUACCCAAGAAACAUAUACGGGCCAUGACCUCUAUGCUCCAAGAUCUAACAGCAAUACUUCUCUCUCCUCGAAUACACUAAACGACCCUUCUCCAACCCUAGCAAAACGAAAACAGUCUUCCGCGUCGAGAAAAAGACACCUCGAUCUCAAACUACAACACGCGAAUUCGCAUUCACAACGAAAUGGCACUAACCACGCGCACCCCGAAAACAUGUUAUUGACACCAAGCCAUACGCUAGAUUCGUCUUCUCACCUCGAUCCAAAUAUGGGCAUGCAGCAACAAUCGAUGUUAGACCCUACACCUACACCAAUCACACCGUUUCCGCCAGAUGGGAGCGGGAUGCCGAAUUUAUCGCAAACGCCAUUCUCACCACCCUACGCCUUCUCCUCACUCCAUCAACCUGAAUCUUACGACCCUAUGUUUGGCAUGGGGCAGAUGGGGUUUUAUCCUUCGAAUUCCACUCCGAAUAAUGGCCUGUCUGGUGGAUUAGGGAAUGGGAUGGGGACGGGUGUCCAGGAAGGCAUGACGCCCGGAGCGAGAAGUGAAGGGCAGAGCACAGAAGGAGAAAAGGACCCGUUCUUGAGUCUGCUGGAGCAGCUGGCGGAGAACGAACACUCGCGCGGAGGGCCGAGUGAGCUGGAUUUCUUUUUAAGUGGGGGGAAUGGAUGA